CCGCGGGGGCAGCGCCCUCGGGGAGCCGGCCGGCCGGCGGCGGCGGCAGCGGCGGCGUUUCUCGCCUCCUCUUCGUCUUCUUUUCUAACCGUGCAGCCUCUUCCUCGGCUUCUCCUGAAAGGGAAGGUGGAAGCUGUGGACUCGGGCGGGAGCCGGCUGAGGCGCGGCGGCUGCACCUCCCGCUCCUGGAGCGGGGGGGAGAAGCGGCGGCGGCGGCGGCGGCUGCAGCUCCGGGGAGGGGGUCGGAGUCGCCUGUCACCAUUUCCAGGGCUGGGAACGCCGGAGAGUUGGUCUCUCCCCUUCUACUGCCUCCAACACGGCGGCGGCGGCGGCGGCACAUCCAGGGACCCGGGCCGGUUUUAAACCUCCCCUCCGCCGCCGCCGCACCCCUCCUGGCCCGGGCUCCGGAGGCCGCCGGAGGAGGCAGCCGUUCCGAGGAUUAUUCUUCUCCCCAUUCCGCUGCCGCCGCUGCCAGACCUCUGGCUGCUGAGGAGAAGCAGGCCCAGUCGCUGCAACCAUCCAGCAGCCGCCGCAGCAGCCAUUACCCGGCUGCUGUCCAGAACCAAGCGGCAGCAGAGCGAGGGGCAUCAGCCACCGCCAAGUCCAGAGCCAUUUCCAUCCUGCAGAAGAAGCCCCGCCACCAGCAGCUUCUGCCAUCUCUUUCCUCCUUUUUCUUCAGCCACAGGCUCCCAGACAUGACAGCCAUCAUCAAAGAGAUCGUUAGCAGAAACAAAAGGAGAUAUCAAGAGGAUGGAUUCGACUUAGACUUGACCUAUAUUUAUCCAAACAUUAUUGCUAUGGGGUUUCCUGCAGAAAGACUUGAAGGCGUAUACAGGAACAAUAUUGAUGAUGUAGUAAGAUGUGCUGAAAGACAUUAUGAUACCGCCAAAUUUAACUGCAGAGUUGCACAGUAUCCUUUCGAAGACCAUAAUCCACCACAGCUAGAACUUAUCAAACCCUUUUGUGAAGAUCUUGACCAAUGGCUAAGUGAAGAUGACAAUCAUGUAGCAGCAAUUCACUGUAAAGCUGGAAAGGGACGAACUGGUGUAAUGAUUUGCGCGUAUUUGUUACAUCGGGGCAAAUUUUUAAAGGCACAAGAGGCCCUAGAUUUCUAUGGGGAAGUAAGGACCAGAGACAAAAAGGGAGUAACUAUUCCCAGUCAGAGGCGCUAUGUAUAUUAUUAUAGCUACCUGUUAAAGAAUCAUCUGGAUUAUAGACCAGUGGCAUUGUUGUUUCACAAGAUGAUGUUUGAAACUAUUCCAAUGUUCAGUGGCGGAACUUGCAAUCCUCAGUUUGUGGUCUGCCAGCUAAAGGUGAAGAUAUAUUCCUCCAAUUCAGGACCCACACGACGGGAAGACAAGUUCAUGUACUUUGAGUUCCCUCAGCCGUUGCCUGUGUGUGGUGACAUCAAAGUAGAGUUCUUCCACAAACAGAACAAGAUGCUAAAAAAGGACAAAAUGUUUCACUUUUGGGUAAAUACAUUCUUCAUACCAGGACCAGAGGAAACCUCAGAAAAAGUAGAAAAUGGAAGUCUAUGUGAUCAAGAAAUUGAUAGUAUUUGCAGUAUAGAGCGUGCAGAUAAUGACAAGGAAUAUCUAGUACUCACUUUAACAAAAAAUGAUCUCGACAAAGCAAAUAAAGACAAGGCCAACCGAUACUUUUCUCCAAAUUUUAAGGUGAAGCUGUACUUCACAAAAACAGUAGAGGAGCCAUCAAAUCCAGAGGCUAGCAGUUCAACUUCUGUAACACCAGAUGUUAGUGACAAUGAACCUGAUCAUUAUAGAUAUUCUGACACCACUGACUCUGAUCCAGAGAAUGAACCUUUUGAUGAAGAUCAGCAUACACAAAUUACAAAAGUCUGAUUUUUUUUUUUUAUCAAGAGGGAUAAAACACCAUGAAAACAAACUUGAAUAAACUGAAAAUGGACCUUUUUUUUUAAUGGCAAUAGGACAUUGUGUCAGAUUACCAGUUAUAGGAACAAUUCUCUUUUCCUGACCAAUCUUGUUUUACCCUAUACAUCCACAGGGUUUUGACACUUGUUGUCCAGUUGAAAAAAGGUUGUGUAGCUGUGUCAUGUAUAUACCUUUUUGUGUCAAAAGGACAUUUAAAAUUCAAUUAGGAUAAAUAAAGAUGGCACUUUCCCAUUUUAUUCCAGUUUUAUAAAAAGUGGAGACAGACUGAUGUGUAUACGUAGGAAUUUCUCAUUUUGUGUUCUGUCACCAACUGAAGUGUCUAAAGAACUUUGUGAUAUACAGGUUCACAUCCUACCCCUUUGCACUUGUGGCAACAGAUAAGUUUGCAGUUGGCUAAGAGGAGUUUCUAAAGGGUUUUGCUACAUUCUAAUGCAUGUAUUCGGGUUAGGGGAAUGGAGGGAAUGCUCAGAAAGGAAUAUGUUUUAUGCUGGACUCUGGACCAUAUACCAUCUCCAGCUAUUUACACGCACCUUUCUUUAGCAUGCUACAGUUGUUAAUCUGGACAUUUGAGGAAUUGGCCGCUGUCACUGCUUGUUAUUUGUGCAUUUUAUUUUUUUUUAAGCAUAUUGGUGCUAGAAAAGGCAGCUAGAGGGAGUGAAUCUGUAUUGGGGUACAGGAAUGAACCUUCCACAACAUCUUAAGAAUCCACAAAUGAAGGGAUAUAAAAAUAAUGUGGUCAUAGAUAAGAAACACAGCAACAAUGACUUAACCAUAUAAAUGUGGAGGCUAUCGACAAAGAAUGGGCUUGAAACAUUAUAAAAAUUGACAAUGAUUUAUUAAAUAUGUUUUCUCAGUUAUAAUGACUGCUCCAUCUCCUGUGUAAUCAAGGCCAGUGCUAAAAGUCAGAUGCUAUUAUUGCCUACAUCAGUCAACAACUUACAUUUAUUUUAUUAGUUUUCAAUCGUAUACCUGCUGUGGAUGCUUCAUGUGCUGCCUAAAAGCUUCUUUUUUCUCAUUAAAUAUAAAAUGUUUUGUAAUGCUGCACAGGAAAUUUCAAUUUGAGAUUCUACAGUAAGCGGUUUUUUUUUCCUUUAAAGAUUUAUGAUGCACUUAUUCAAUCCAAUAGAUGUCAGCCGUUGCACCCUUUUGACCUUACACAUUCAUUACAAUGAGUUUUGCAGUUUUGCACAUUUUUUAAAUGUCAUUAACUGUUAGGGAAUUUUACUUGAAUACUGAAUACAUAUAAUGUUUAUAUUUAAAAGGACGUUAUUUGUGUUAAAAAGGAAAUUAGAGUUGCAGUAAAUUUUCAACACUGCACAAAUAAUGUCAUUUACUUUUUCAGUAGAAGUUGUCCCACAUAAUGCUUUUAUCAAUUUGCUAUUGAAAGAAUAGAUUUUUUUAAAUGUGCAGUGUUGAAUCAUUUCUUCAUAGUGCUAGAGUUAGGACUAGGGCUUCAAUUUCACUUCUUAAAUAUCAUAUAUUUGAUAUGCCCAGACUGCAUACGAUUUUAAGCAGAGUACAACUACUAUUGUAAAGUUAAUGUGAAGAUAUGAUUAAAAAGAAUUUUUUCCCCCAGAAAUUUGGUAUCUUUCAAAUUAUACCUUGACCUUGAAACAUUUGACCAUCCAGCCAAUUUAUUUCUUAAUGGUGUAAAAUCUCAUUUUCAAUAACUUAUUGGUGCUGAAAUUGUUCACUAGCUGUGGUCUGACCUAGUUAAUUUACAAAUACAGAUUGCAUAGGACCUACUAGAGCAGCAUUUAUAGAGUUUGAUGGUAAAUAGAUUAGGCAGAACUUCAUCUAAAAUAUUCUUAGUAAAUAAUCUUGACAUGUUUUCCAUACCUCGUCAGUUUCAUUCAACAAAUAAAAUUUUAAAAUUUUUAACAAAGCUGUUAGGAUUUACACAUUUAUAUUUAAACAUUGAUAUAUAGAGAAUUGAUUGACUGCUCAUAAGUUAAAUUGGUAAAGUUAGAGACACCUAUUCCUAAGAUCUCAUCAUUGAAAUUUAUAUGUCACCUUGUCUUUCAUAAAAGCUGAAAACUGUUGACUAAAAUGAAAAUCAACUAUUCAUGUUUUGAAGAUGAUUAUUAAUACUGUUAUUUGUUACAGUUUUGGGCACAGUAUAUUAAAGCGUAACUUGUAUGGUUCCAAUAUGUAACAUGGAGGGCCAGGUCAUAAAUAAUGACAUUAUAAUGGGCUUUUGCACUGUUAUUAUUUUUCCUUUGGAAUGUGAAGGUCUGAAUGAGGGUUUUGAUUUUGAAUGUUUCAGUGUUUUUGAGAAGCCUUGCUUACAUUUUAUGGUGUAGUCAUUGGAAAUGGAAAAAUGGCAUUAUAUAUAUUAUAUAUAUAUAAAUAUAUAUUAUACAUACUACUCUCCUUUAUUUCAGUUACCACGCCCAUAGAAUUUGACAAGAAUUGCUAUGACUGAAAGGUUUUUGAGUCCUAAUUAAAACUUUAUUUAUGACAGUAUUCAUGAUUAGCCUGAAAUGCAUUCUGUAGGUAAUCUCUUUGAGUUUCUGGAAUGUUUUCUUAGACUUUUUGGAUGUGCAGCCGCUUACAUGUCUGAAGUUACUUGAAGGCAUCACUUUUAAGAAAGCUUACAAUUGGGCCCUGUACCAUCCCAAGUCCUCUGUAGCUCCUCUUGAACAUUUUUUGCCAUAAUUAUUAAAGGGUAGUUGAAUAAAUAGCAUCACCAUUCUUUGCUGUGGCACAGGUUAUAAACUUAAGUGGAGUUUACCGGCAGCAUCAAAUGUUUCAGCUUUAAAAAAUAAAAGUAGGGUACAAGUUACUGUUUAGUUCUAGAAAAUUUGUGCAAUAUGUUCAUAACGAUGGCUGUGGUUGCCACAAAGUGCCUCGUUUACCUUUAAAUACUGUUAAUGUGUUAUGCAUGCAGAUGGAAGGGGUGGAACUGUGCACUAAAGUGGGGGCUUUAACUGCAGUGUUUGGCAGAGUUGCCUUCUACCCUGCCAGUUCAAAAGUUCAAUCUGUUUUCAUAUAGAAUAUAUAUACUAAAAAAUUUCAGUCUGUUAAACAGCCUUACUCUGAUUCAGCCUCUUCAGAUACUCUUGUGCUGUGCAGCAGUGGCUCUGUGUAAAUGCUAUGCACUGAGGAUACACAAAAAAUUACGAUGUGUACAGGAUAAUGCCUCAUACCAAUCAGAUGUCCAUUUGUUAUUGUGUUUGUUAACAACCCUUUAUCUCUUAGUGUUAUAAACUCCACUUAAAACUGAUUAAAGUCUCAUUCUUGUCAUUGUGUGGGUGUUUUAUUAAAUGAGAAUAUUUAAUAUUUAUAAUUGAUUAGAUUUAUUGACAUUUUAAACGAUGGGCAGCCAAAUGUGAUUAAUAAGUUUUUUGUAGGUUUUUUUUUUUUUUUCCCCUGCUGUCCUUCAAAGCCUACAGUUAUAUAAAAACAUGGGCUCUUGUCAGUUUGGGAGUAGAGUAUCAGUCUACUCAUGUUUGAGAGAGGCAUUUAGCUUUUUUAGUGUCUUAGUCAACACUUAAUAUACUGUUUCAAGCACAUUAAAUAAUAUGCUAAUCCUAAAAAGUUCACGAGUCUUGAAAAAUUGUGCAUAUAUAUAUUUUUUACUAAGAUGUCUGAAGAUAAUUCCCCAGAAUGGAUUUGAUACCUCAGAUGUCAGUUUUGUGGCUUUUCCAUUCUUUAUGAUUCUGUAGUGUGCCAUCAACGUAUGGGGAGCUUCAUCUACUCAUUGUGACUUGUGCCAUUUAAAAAUUGAUAUUCCAGAAUAGUCUAAAGGACUUUGUGUACUUGAACUUGCUCUUGUUAUUUCUAAUAUUCUUAAAAGCUUAAAGACUAAGUAAGGCACACCCUUUCAACAAAGCAUAGUAAGGUAAUAAGUGACAGUGUAGCCUGUACAAAUGUUUUGAAGAUAAAGCAGAUCAUUUAUGUAACAAUAGAAUUUAAUGUUAUUUCAAGUUUACAUUUUCUCCAUGUGACUUUUUUUUAAAGUAAAUGUGAAUAUAUAAUGUAAAGAAGUAUGAAAAGUCUGUGUGUGUACACACAUUUUUUCUUUUUAGGUAUUGUAAGUAUGGUUGAAAACUAUACUGGAGUUUAAAAUUAUUCUGACUUAUAAGAUGAUCUUGGUGAUGUCUGAAAAAUAGGAAUUUACUGGCAAUUUUGUUUUUAUUUGCAUGUUCUCACGACUCUUAAUUUGAGCUAGCUUGGUUAAGUGAAUGCCAUCACCAUUUCCAUUGAGAAUAUAAAAAUCACCAGUGUUUAACAUGCAGGCUUCCAAAGGCUUACAAAAAAUCAAGACCCUUAAAUCUAGUCAAUUUGCUGCUAAUGUGAAACUUUUUUGUUCUUUUAUUCUUGCCAGAUAAUUAGCCACAGAUCUAAAACUUAGUCUUAAGUGGCUUAAGUGUAAGUUUUGAUUAGCAGUGCUGUUACUAGUGCAGAGAGAAAUGUUUGUGAAUAGAAAUAAUAAUAUAAAUAUUCAGUCUAAACUGGUAUAAGUACCUAAAAAACUAGCAAAAAAGAUAAUAGAGGAAAACAUUUUAAAACUUUUAAAGAUGAGAUGUUUGAGACCGAUUUUCCUAUAGAAUUAUGUAUCUAUAGGAAGCCUAAUGAUUAUCAGUUGUUUUUAAUUUUAGAGCAAAUCUAUUCCUUUAUGACCAUGAUCUUGGUAUUUUUCCAUUUUUUAAGAGAUCUUCCUUCUUCAAGUAUUGGGUUGGCCCAAAAGUUCGUUCGGGUUUUUAACAUCUUACCCAAAAAUCCAAACGAACUUUUUGGCCAACACAAUAUAUCAGACUGUAUGUAGCCAUUCUGACAAAUUCACAUGUGUUGGUAGCUUUAAAAGUUUGUAAUGUGAAGUCAGUAAAGGACAAUAGUUUCAUUGGUGGUAAUACCCUUUGGUUCUUAAGUUAGCUUUUUUGAGAAUAGUUUCCUGUAACAACAAAAUCUUCAGUCAUAAUCUCACCACCUGGAAACAGCUAUUAUUAAUGCUUUAGUGACUAUACAAUCAUUUUUUUCUGUAUAUUCAUGUAUAUAUUUUCUUCAAAAAAUGAAAUUUGUACUGUGCAUGCUCUCAAGGCCUUUAAGCUUAGUAUUUCCAUCAUGGAUUUGUAGAAUGUUAAAGUACAUCAGAAAAUAGACAGUGACUGGAUUCUUUCUAACGCUACAGAUGCGGAUUAUGUGCAGUUAUUGAGAGCCCUUUCCAAUUCAGUGGGUCAGUCAUGGACGUUUAACUAUUGUUAGCAUCAGAAUAAUACAUGUCUAAGUAAAUAAAACAGUUACAUUUAUUUAGCAUAGACAGGCUUAACAUUGUAGAUAUUUCUCUUCAAAAACCAUUUCAAACAUUUGUAUUUUGGAAUUAGGUGUUAAACAGAAUGUGUGAAACACUGUAUUAGUAGUGAAUUUCAUCAUCACCUUUCUAUUUCUCUUAUAGGUUGGAAAAGAAGGAUGAGCUUUUCAUUUUUUAUAAUUCCCAAACAGUUGCUCAAUUUAGAGUGAAUUAGUUUAACACCUGGAAAACAGAAAAAAAGCCACUGCUGGUUUAUCACUUAGCUGUUUUUACAUCUGUGUGCUCAUGAGACUUCCAUCACAUCAAAAACUAUUUCAUGAAUGGUUCACCUUAGCUCUGGAACUUAGAACUCUUUUAACAGUUACUUGAGAAUUUGGUGGAAAAAAGUUUAGCUGGAGGGCAGUACAUAACUUACAAACCAAUGUAUUGAUAUUUUAUGAACAUUUUUACAUAUAUAAGUGAAGUCAACUGCCAUCUUUUGAGCAUUACCACAUUUUAAAAUAAAGCUGCAUAUUUUUAAAUGAAGUGUUUAACAAGGAUUUAUAUUUUUCAUUUUUUUAAUUAAAAGUAAUUUAUAUCUCCUUUGUUGCAUGUGGAUUCUCAUCUGUUCUUAAAAUGGUUAGAGAUUUUGUUUGUGUUAGAAUGGAGCAAGGCCUGUAGUCAUGGCUCUAGUGUUUCAGUUUGUCAAAUCUGUUUACUGUAGUGAGAUUAUCUUAAAAUGUUUAGAUGUGGCUUUCUGUAGCUUAUCAUUUAUUGGCUUUUAUUUAUGUUCACUUUUAGGAUUUUCUGCCUACUCUAUACAGUUGUCUAAAUGAUAUCCCACGUUUACAAAUGCUCAUUCAGUUUCUAUUUUCUUUUUCCAUUAUAAUGCCUUAAUGGGCAGUUUUUAAGUGUGUGUGCAUGUGUGUGAGUGUUGGGAGGUCUGGGUGGGUGGUGAGAGUGCUAGGUUCCGAUUUUAGAGAUCAAAUAGUUUGAUUCAGGCAAACAGUUCUCACUGGAAUUUUACAGUUCAUCGUAAUGAAAAUAAUGUUAACCCUGGAUGACCUUUGACAUACAGUAAUGAAUCUUGGAUGUUAAUGAAUUUGUUGGUAGCAUCUUGAUGCAUGCAUUAUUGAGUUAUUUUCUAAGUUGUGCAUUUAUCCAAAGUUGGUAUAUUGGAAAUGUUUAUAUCAAAUUCCAUUUGGCUACUGAUGGACGUAAAAACAAAUGCUUUAUUAUGGAGAGUAUUUUUUCUUUAAAAAAUUAAAAAGGUUAAUUAUUUUUAA
Molecule: messenger RNA, 8432 nt
Organism: Balaenoptera acutorostrata (minke whale)
Lineage: Eukaryota; Metazoa; Chordata; Mammalia; Artiodactyla; Balaenopteridae
Gene: PTEN
Product: phosphatase and tensin homolog
Exons: 8
Coding region: 696-1862 (388 amino acids)
Biological process (GO): regulation of phosphatidylinositol 3-kinase/protein kinase B signal transduction; phosphatidylinositol 3-kinase/protein kinase B signal transduction; negative regulation of cell population proliferation
Cellular component (GO): cell projection; nucleus; cytosol
Molecular function (GO): protein tyrosine phosphatase activity; phosphatidylinositol-3,4-bisphosphate 3-phosphatase activity; inositol-1,3,4,5-tetrakisphosphate 3-phosphatase activity
Source: RefSeq, a predicted model, not a curated record